AUGAGAAACACGUCUGUUGUUUUUCUAUUUUCACUGACAGGCUUCAGUGCAACCACCAGCUAUAGAGCUACGUUGUUCUGUCUCUCUCUGCUAUGUUACUGUCUGAUUUUACUGGUAAAUGUUGCUCUUAUCUUUACCAUCGUGUUCCAUCAGAAGCUGCAUGAACCCAUGUAUAUUAUUUUGUGUAAUCUGUGUAUUAAUGCGCUGUAUGGGACUGCAGGCUUUUACCCCAAAUUUAUCUAUGAUCUGUUAUCUGACAGUCGUGUCAUACCCUAUGCAGGGUGCCUUUUACAAAUCUAUGUUAUUUAUUCUUAUGCAAUGGUUGACUACUCUGUUUUAGUGCUAAUGGCUUAUGACCGAUAUGUGGCUAUCUGCAGACCACUGGCCUACCACUCUGUCAUGACGGUGAAAAGGACUUUGGCUUUAGCUUGUGUUUGCUGGCUGGUUCCUCUGUGGUGUGAGCUGCUGGUUAUCAGCCUUACAUCAACUCUUAGGUUAUGUGGUUCCCAUAUAGACAAGCUUUACUGUGAAAACUGGUCCAUUGUUAAACUUUCUUGUGGUUCAACAAAAGUAAAUGAUAUAGCUGGACUCAUUGUUAUUGCCUUUUAUAUUGCUCAGUUUCUCUACAUCGUCUGUUCUUACGUCCAGCUCAUAAAGUCGGCUCUGAGGUCCAGGGAGGGCAGAGGGAAGUUUAUCCAGACGUGCGUUCCGCAUCUCAUUUGUCUGUUUAACGUCUCAACGGCUUUGCUGUUCGAUAUCAUGUACUCGAGGUAUGGAUCUCCAUCUGUGCCGCAGAGUUUAAGGAACUUCAUGGCCGUGCAGUUUCUCAUAUUUCCACCAAUUCUUAAUCCCGUCAUUUAUGGACUGAUCCUCACAAAAAUUAGGAGGACAAUGAUGCAUUUGUGUGUGGUCGCAUUUCAAGGGUUUAAACUUGAAAGUCAAGUUUGACAUCUGCUUUUU
Molecule: messenger RNA, 960 nt
Organism: Cyprinodon variegatus (sheepshead minnow)
Lineage: Eukaryota; Metazoa; Chordata; Actinopteri; Cyprinodontiformes; Cyprinodontidae
Product: olfactory receptor 6N1-like
Exons: 1
Coding region: 1-948 (315 amino acids)
Biological process (GO): G protein-coupled receptor signaling pathway
Cellular component (GO): membrane
Molecular function (GO): G protein-coupled receptor activity; olfactory receptor activity
Source: RefSeq, a predicted model, not a curated record